AUGGAUGAGCCCCAGAAGAAACUCAGCCCCCGGCACGAAGGAAGGCCCCGCAAGGUGAGGUUCAAAAUAUCCUCAGCUUACAGCGGUCGAGUGUUAAAACAAGUCUAUGAGGAUGGGCAGGAGCUGGAGCCCCCGGCCAAGGAGCACUCGCGGCGGUUCCUGCGCCACAGCUUCGAGCCAGAGGACCAUUUCUGCGGGGCUGGGGAAGCGCUGGAGAACAGGUUCUACUGGCCCACGGCACUGACUGCCCAGCGGAUCAGCAUCUUCAGAGAGGAUCAGGAACACGAUCUCACGGCGACCUCACCCCUGCUCAGUGACUAUACCUUGAGUGACCAUGCUGCUUCCCCAGUUGUAGAUUUUGGCAAGAUCAUCAUCUACACUAAUAACCUGAAAAUCAUCCGUGCACCGAUGGACCAGAAAGAACUCAUGAGAAGAAUCAUCCAGACUGAGGGAAUAAAUGACUGUACCUUCCUGUACCGGGAGAGGAAAGAAAGAUUUGGUGGUGGACAUAAAAAAGAUGUGGAAAAAAAGAUCACCUGCAACCAGCAUGUGCAGGAGGGCGAUGCUGAAUACGGUUGUUCACAGUGUAAAGGUUCAGGCUCUGCUCCCUGCUCACUGUGCCAUGGAAGCAAGUUCUCAAUGCUGGCAAACAGAUUCAGGGAGUCCUACCGGGCUCUGCGGUGUCCGGCGUGCAACGAGAGUGGGCUGGAGCCCUGCCACAUCUGUACUGCCUGA
Pipra filicauda (Wire-tailed manakin) is the source of this 735-nucleotide messenger RNA. It is a transcript of the gene GRXCR2, whose product is annotated as glutaredoxin and cysteine rich domain containing 2. Lineage: Eukaryota; Metazoa; Chordata; Aves; Passeriformes; Pipridae. Bases 1 to 735 code for a protein of 244 amino acids. Gene Ontology annotation, biological process: sensory perception of sound. Gene Ontology annotation, cellular component: stereocilium base; microvillus; stereocilium shaft. The record is from RefSeq and is a predicted model, not a curated record. The transcript has 4 exons.